AUGACCACUGUUUUCGUAUCUGGAGCUACUGGAUUCAUUGCAAUCCAUAUUGUUAAGGUUUUACUUGACAAAAACUAUACUGUUAUUGGAUCGGUUCGUUCUGCUGAGAAGGGGGAUGCUCUUGCUAAGCAACUUGGGUCUUCUAGGUUUUCUUACGAAGUGGUUCCGGAUAUUGCUAAGGAAGGAGCCUUUGAUGACGCUUUACAAAACCAUCCGGAAAUCAAGGUUUUUUUACAUACUGCUUCUCCCUUUCACUUCAAGGCUACGGAUGUUGAAGAAGAAUUAUUAAAACCAGCCGUUGGUGGUACCACCAACGCAUUGAAAGCCAUUACUAAAUACGGUGGUCAAAUUGAAAACGUGGUUAUAACUUCUUCUUAUGCAGCAGUUUCAACUUCAACAAAGGAGAAAAACCCUGCCCAUACAAAUAAUGAAGAAUCAUGGAACGAAAUCACUUGGGACGAAGCCUUGGUUGAUUCUUUUGCUGGUUAUAGAGGAUCGAAAAAAUUUGCCGAAAAAGCUGCUUGGGAUUAUGUCAAGGAAAAUAAAGUUAACUUUAAGAUUAACUAUAUAAAUCCAAGUUUUGUAUUUGGUCCUCAAGCAUUCCCAGUUAGUAACAAUGAACUUAAUACUUCAAGUGAAGUGAUUAACUCUUUCUUAAAGCUUAGUUCUCCAAAUGAUCCAAUUCCAUCCACUGCCGGUGGAUUCGUGGACGUUAGAGACGUGGCUAAAGCCCACUUGGUGGCCUUUGAACACAACUUGCAAAAUCAAAGAUUAAUCUUGAACGCUGGAAGAUUUAACAGCCAAACCAUUUUAGACGUCUUACACGAAAAUUUCCCGGAAUUGGAUUCAAAACUCCCAGUUGGUACUCCCGGUAGCGACAAGGAAGAGUUGAAGCAGUACGCUACAAUCGAUAACUCUAAAACUAAACAAAUCUUGGGGUUCCCAUUGAUUGGGAUCAAAGAAACCGUUGUUGAUUCAGUUAAACAAAUUUUAAAUAAUUAG
Molecule: messenger RNA, 1002 nt
Organism: Hyphopichia burtonii NRRL Y-1933
Lineage: Eukaryota; Fungi; Ascomycota; Pichiomycetes; Serinales; Debaryomycetaceae
Product: SDR family oxidoreductase
Exons: 1
Coding region: 1-1002 (333 amino acids)
Molecular function (GO): oxidoreductase activity, acting on the CH-OH group of donors, NAD or NADP as acceptor
Source: RefSeq, a predicted model, not a curated record